AUUCGUGCCGCCGAGUGUGUUGUAUCGAGCGCACCGAGCGUCGCCGUCAUUGUCCAGCGUGUGGCGCUAUACUCGCUGCGGGCAGCGGAUACUGUUUUGUUGACGGAAGUACCCCGCGGAAGAAGAUCAGGGAUGGUGCGGGUGAAGUCGAGGUAUCUACUGUGCGAGGUCAACGUGUCCGACCGGAGCCGCCUGCUGCUGCUGGACGACCGGGCUGUCGCGACGGCGGUGAGGGCAGCGGUGGCCCGCACACACGGCGACUAUGGGUCGGCGUUGUGCACCAUCGGAUUCUCCGUGAAAUACCUGAAUGCUCAUACUGGAAUAGUAUUUUUACGCUUCCCCAAAAGGAGUUACAAACUCCUCUGGUCUGCGUUGCCUUUUAUAACUAGUGUUGAAUCUCGUGGUCAGAAAAUUCCAUGUUCUCUCAACUGUUUGCAUGUGGGAGGAACGAUUAGAACAUGUCAGAAGUUUCUGAUUCAAUACAACACCCAACAGCUCCAUCUAAUGCUUCCUCAAUGUAAAAAUGAAGAGGAAAAACAACAGGUUCGCAAAGCAAUUCUGAAUUGCUCCCUACCGGGAGGAAACAAGGAGGCAUUUGAAGAUGAAUUAGAGAUUGAAGAAGAUGAAGAAGAGUGACUUCAAAACAUGCAGUAAAAGGUGGCAGCUAUGUAGUGCUCCCUGGAUGGUCUGGCUCUGACUAUUUUUAUUUAAAAAGGAUUAAUCUGAGGGAAGAUAUUGAAGCAUUUGAAGAAACGCAUGCUGUGGAAACAUGGUUUCACUGCUGCUGUUCACUGCAUUUGUUCCAAAACAAAAUGUAAUAUAUGUCUGUAUUCAACAGAUGUACACAUUACAUUAGGUUUGUCACAUAAAUCAUUUGGGUUUGCAGGGUGGCCUGAUAGUCAGCAUGAAUGUCCUGCUGAUACUGAAUUAAUAUCUUAGUUAUUUUGAAUAAGGCACAUUAUUAACUACAAUUGCAUUGCAAAAUAUGACCAUGGCCUGAAGAAACUGGGUUUGUAGGUUUUGAAUGAAUUUAUUUUUUGUUAUACAAUGUUUUGUGCUAUAUUUUGUUCACCAAUUAAAGCACUACUUUUGAA
Molecule: messenger RNA, 1094 nt
Organism: Scophthalmus maximus (turbot)
Lineage: Eukaryota; Metazoa; Chordata; Actinopteri; Pleuronectiformes; Scophthalmidae
Gene: pop5
Product: POP5 homolog, ribonuclease P/MRP subunit
Exons: 5
Coding region: 133-636 (167 amino acids)
Biological process (GO): tRNA 5'-leader removal
Cellular component (GO): ribonuclease P complex
Molecular function (GO): ribonuclease P RNA binding
Source: RefSeq, a predicted model, not a curated record